GCAGCUUCAAACAAAUCCAUAGGAAACCUAAUUGCUACAGAGGAUCACACCUAAACUCUAGUUCUAUGAAUGCUGGGGAUGAACAAUCAAUAUAUCCGUCGGGAAGUCUUUUGCUGUGAAACUUGUCAUGAGCUCAAAAGUUUCUGGGAAAAAGAAAUUAGCAAACAGACUUGUUACAGGGAACUGGAGGAAGAUCGUCAGGGAAGGAGCGCCCUGAGAAAGCUCAGGGAAGAAUGGAAACAGAGACUGGAGAAAAGGAUGCAGAUGCUGGACAAUCCUAAUGAUAAGAAAAAGCAGGCAAGCACAGUGGGCUGAGACCCUCCAGCUUCAACCACUUCAUUUUUUAAAAAAAAUAUUUAUUUUUUUUUUCAGCUUCAGCAACUUCAAAGAUAACAAGCCACCAUAGGCACUCUUCUAGGAGAAAAAUCUAACACCCAACCUAUGUUGAUUUACUAAGCAGGACACUCUCUAUUUGCUUUCCCAUUUGUAAGGGAUUUAUGUGUGAAAUCUCCCCCAGUGCUAAUGGGAGUCAUUAUCCAACUCAAUCCCCUCUGCACAGGACAGAGUGACAGCCAAUGUGAAAGGGAAGCUCAGGUUAUCUAAUAUAAAAAGCUCUUAGAAUUAACACUCCCCAAGUGUCAAAGAUCCAUGUAGUGUAAUUUAUUUCCACAAUUUCUUUUCAUUUUUAAAUCUGAAUAUUGUAUCUAAGCUUACCAAAGGCAAUGACCUAGGUGGGAAUUUGGCUUCCCUAGAUCUUCUGGAAAAACAGAGUCAAUCUUUUCUUCCCGUAUCUGCUUUUUGGUGAAUAAAAUGCAAAUACUUUAAAAAAUAAAGCUAUUAUUAUAAAAAGAAUAAUUUAACAAUACAUUUGA
Messenger RNA from Canis lupus familiaris (dog), 872 nucleotides. RefSeq names its product family with sequence similarity 240 member B (gene FAM240B). Bases 70 to 315 code for a protein of 81 amino acids. The record is from RefSeq and is a predicted model, not a curated record. Lineage: Eukaryota; Metazoa; Chordata; Mammalia; Carnivora; Canidae. The transcript has 3 exons.